Messenger RNA from Thamnophis sirtalis, 1008 nucleotides. The record is from RefSeq and is a predicted model, not a curated record. NCBI's taxonomy places the organism in Eukaryota, Metazoa, Chordata, Lepidosauria, Squamata, Natricidae.
AUGGAGAAGGCCGGCUCCCUGCACGCCUCGGUGCCCACGCCGCCACCGCGCCUCUACCUGCCGCGGAACUUCAGCUGCACCGCCUGCCUCUACGGCAGCCUGGCCGAGCAAUGCAAGGGCGGAUGCAGCCCCGAGAUCGAGGCGGUGGAGCCGCUGCCCGCGCCCCCUUCGCCGCCCGUCACCCGCGAAGCCGAGGCCGCCCGGUCGCCGCCGCCUCCGCCGCCGGUGGAGCCGCUGCCCGCGCCCCCUUCGCCGCCCGUCACCCGCGAAGCCGAGGCCGCCCGCCCGACCCUCCGCCGCCGCGCCAAGUCCCUGCCCACGCCGGGCGACCGGGGACUCCGACCGGCUUUGCAGCAGAGCCCGUCGCGGCGCAAGACGGUGCGCUUCGCCGACUCGCUGGGGCUGGAGCUGACCACCGUGCGCCACUUCUGUCAAGCCGACGUGCCGCAGGUUCCGCCGCCACCCGCGCCGCUGGCCGCCUCGCCUCUCCCGCGCGGAGCCGACCUGUUCAAGACCCGCAAGCCGCCGGCGCUGGGCGAGCUAGAGCCGGUACUCUUCGGGCCGCCGGCGCCCAUGCUGGAGCCGCUCUUCCCGCCGCAGCCCGGCGCCGCUUCGGGGUUCGCGGAGCGAGUGCGGCAGCACAGAGUCAAGCUGGAGUGGGUGCGGCCCGAGGCGACCGGGCUGCGCGGCGGCGUGCGCGUCCUCAACCUGGCUUACGAGAAGAGCGUCUCGGUGCGCUACACGCUCAACCGUUGGGCCAGCUGCAACGAGGUGCCCGCCGCCUACUUGCCGCCGCCCGCCGCCGCCCACGACGGCCAGACGGACCGCUUCGCCUUCCACCUGCCCGUGGGCGCCGGGACCACGCUGCUCGAGUUCGCCGUGCGCUACCGCGUGGCCGACACCGAGUAUUGGGACAACAACGACGGCCACAACUACAAACUGCGAGGCAGGCAGCGGCCCAAUGGCCAGGAACCCGACGGCGGCGGCGCCUGGAUCCAUUUCAUCUGA